Messenger RNA from Ruditapes philippinarum (Manila clam), 1075 nucleotides. RefSeq names its product acid sphingomyelinase-like phosphodiesterase 3a. Gene Ontology annotation, molecular function: hydrolase activity. Bases 128 to 1075 code for a protein of 315 amino acids. The transcript is spliced from 6 exons. NCBI's taxonomy places the organism in Eukaryota, Metazoa, Mollusca, Bivalvia, Venerida, Veneridae. The record is from RefSeq and is a predicted model, not a curated record.
AUUAGACAUUUAAAUUUCCAACUUAGAUCAUAGUACGAGGUAAACCAGUUGAAAACUUUCAUCAAGGCCUUCGUUUAUCUGAUAGUUAUUUAUCCUUUAAUUAUUUGUUACUCACGCGAAAGGAAAAAUGAAGAAGGGAUUCCACAUUGUGUGUUCACUUUAUACGUUUUUACAGAUGGUUAUUUCUGACACAGGUUAUUUCUGGCAUGUAACCGACUUUCAUUAUGACUUUACUUAUCACGGUCGACAACUAUCCUGCAAUAAGAAGAAUGUACCGGACAACGUUGGUCAGUUUGGCGAUUUCUGGUGUGACUCACCAUGGUUACUUGUAAACAGCAGCGUUCGGGCAAUGGCUGACAUCAAAUCUGAUGUUGAUUUUGUCCUUUGGACGGGCGAUACAGUUUUACAUGCCAAAAACGAAGAUCUUAGUUAUGACAUUUACGCCGGUAUUCUUGACAACGUUACUGACGUCAUUAAGACAACGUUACCAAAUGUACAUGUGUAUGCGACGUUUGGUAACCAUGACUACUUCCCAUAUAACCAGUUUCCACCUUACAAUAAUCUGCUGUAUAACGACACCCUUGACAGAUGGGGGUCAUGGCUAAAUGACCUUUCUCAACAAGACAAUUUCAGAAAAGGGGCGUACUAUACACAAAAGACACGUUAUGGACUCCGGAUAGUUGGUUUGAACACUAAUUUGUACUAUACACCAAACAAGGCUAUACUCAAUUAUACAGACCCAGCCGACCAGAUUGCCUGGCUUAAUUCUACUCUUGCACAAGCUCGCCAAAACAAGGAAAAGGUGUUGGUAACAGCUCAUAUUCCCCCAGGUGUAUACACACCCGACGGUGUUAUUUGGAUGCAUUUGGUCUACCACGAACCUCUUGUCUCGGUUCUACGGGAAUUCACAGAUAUUAUCGUCGCUAUGCACUUCGGACAUGAUCAUGCAGAUGGGUUUAAAGUUUUGAAAAAUGAGAAAGGUAGAACAGCUGUACCUAUUUUCGUUGCCCCGUCAGUUACUCCGUCAGACCCGUCACAUAACCCAGCUAUCCGACUCAACAGGUGUCCAUCUUGA